This is a messenger RNA of Apis cerana (Asiatic honeybee), 1471 nucleotides long. RefSeq names its product negative cofactor 2beta (gene NC2beta). Gene Ontology annotation, molecular function: TBP-class protein binding; RNA polymerase II general transcription initiation factor activity; protein heterodimerization activity. Gene Ontology annotation, cellular component: negative cofactor 2 complex. Gene Ontology annotation, biological process: negative regulation of transcription by RNA polymerase II; RNA polymerase II preinitiation complex assembly. The record is from RefSeq and is a predicted model, not a curated record. NCBI's taxonomy places the organism in Eukaryota, Metazoa, Arthropoda, Insecta, Hymenoptera, Apidae.
AUAUACUGUUUAUAAAUUCGUCCGAAAGAGGGCACAUACUAUCUAUAAAUAUUACUUAUCUGUGAAUUAUAUUAAUUAUAAGAUUUGUUUUCAUAAAACAAAAAGUCAAUAAAAAAAGUAAUUUUUUAUUGAAUCAAAUAUUUUUUUUUAUUAUUUUUCUAAUUCAAAACAUUAAUUAACAGUGAAAAAUAUAUCUUUUAACCACGCAGUUAUUUAUAUUGUAUUUGAUUUAUUUCUUUAUUCUUGAAAAAUAUGGCCUCGGCUACUAUAUCACCAACUGAAGAUGAUGAAUUGACCUUACCUCGUGCAUCGAUUAAUAAAAUGAUCAAGGAAAUUUUACCACAUGUACGUGUAGCGAAUGAAUCCCGAGAAUUAAUAUUAAAUUGUUGUACAGAAUUUAUUCACUUACUUUCUUCUGAAGCAAAUGAAAUUUGUAAUCAACAACAAAAGAAAACUAUAAAUGCUGAACAUGUUCUUCAAGCACUCGAAAAACUUGGAUUUGGAGAUUAUAGUGCAGAAGCGGAGGCAGUUUUACGAGAUUGUAAGGCUGUCGCAGCUAAACGAAGACGUCAAAGCACUAGAUUAGAAAAUUUAGGAAUUCCAGAAGAAGAACUUCUUAGACAACAGCAAGAAUUAUUUGCAAAAGCAAGAGAAGAACAAGCAGUAGCAGAACAACAGCAAUGGCAACAAUUACAAGCAGUUGCACAAAUGGCUUCAAUGCAACAAGUCGAUAGUGAACAAGAAGAUUAUUCGUAAAAGUUUAUAGUUUUGUAUUAAUGUAUUUAAUUGAUUCAUUGACAACAAAUAAGAUAAUUGUUUUCAUUUUAGCAAAUUUAAAAUAAUUGCAACAAUAUAUCAUUUUAAUUUUUCUUUGAUUUAUUCAUACAUUUAUCAUUACUUAUACAUAACAUAUAUAACUUUCAAAAAUGCUAGAAAUUGCUUUCAUAUUUCUAUGAUUUUAAGAUCUUAUUGUGAAUUUAAAUAAGUAACAAAACAUUAUGAUUUUUUUAUAUAAAAUACUUAAAAUUAUUUGAUGCACGAUGUACGUAUAUUCUUUUGCAGAAAUAGUAUAUAAUAUAUAUAUACCAUUAUUGAAAAUUAUGGCAUUAAUCUUCCAUACUCGGAAGAAAGAUGACUUUUUUUAAUCGCUUCCAUUACUUUUGAAACGUAAUGGUACCUAGAUGAUUCAGUUAUAAAGUGAUUAUUAUAACAUACAAUGAAAAAAAAUUAAUUUUUUUAACUUAUUAUACUUACCAAUUUUUUUCUGUUAAAGUAGAUGGUGUCAUUGAAUUUCUGUUAACACCAUGUAUUUUUGUUUUUAGCUUUUCUAUUAGUUUUUUCCCGUUUUGACGCAUUGUAAAUUCUUCUACAAUUAAAAAAAAAGAAUUUAAUCAAGACAAGCUUUAAAACAUUUUCAAUGUUUGAGUGAAAGUAAAAUAAAUAAAAUAAUAAAAUACCGUACCUUCAUUUG